This is a messenger RNA of Ceratitis capitata (Mediterranean fruit fly), 2868 nucleotides long. It is a transcript of the gene ohgt, whose product is annotated as protein cereblon homolog. The record is from RefSeq and is a predicted model, not a curated record. NCBI's taxonomy places the organism in Eukaryota, Metazoa, Arthropoda, Insecta, Diptera, Tephritidae. The coding region runs from base 122 to 2221 and encodes 699 amino acids. The transcript is spliced from 7 exons.
AAAAGAAGAAGAAGAACGAUAUAUUAAAAAAAUAACACAAAUAAAAACAAGAAAUUUGUAUGGGAUCACCGACGCAAAAGGUUGAAAAAUAAAAAUUGAGAGGAUAACAAUAAAUUAUUUAAUGGAUACACAGGAGCCUGCAGAAGUACCGAAUACGAGUGGGGCUGCAAGAGCCUUGCCAACGGAGGAGUCGCCCAUUGUUGUAGAAAUAACUAAUCCAAAUGAAAAUAUCGAACCUGUAUCGCCUACUGAGAGUAGAAAUAACAGCGUGUCCUUUAUACCAAAAGUUAAUGCAGAUGGAAGGGUUGCUAGAGAUUCGCCCAGCACUGAAACAAACUCAGCUGAUCAGGUCAGUGCAACAACGUCCAGAGUCGAGAAUGUAGCAGAGGGUAUUAGCAUUCAAGAAAAUGCAUCAGAGAUGGAGCAAGCAAUAGCAGAAAUUCCAGAUACAUUGGCUGUUGCUGUAAUGUCUGAUCCGGUCGAUUUAGUGGAAAAUGAAAUUGAGUCACAAGCAAUAGACAACCGGGAGGUGGAACAUUCCACAUCAACUGCAAACAAUAUGGAUAUUGAAAAUGAGUAUGCACAAAUGAAUGAAACUGAUAACGAAUCGCACGACGAAUCACAGGAUAUAUUUGACGACGAAGACAUUGAAGUACAUCUUGAACGUGCUGCAGCCGUCGCAGGUUUUGAUCCUUCUCCUCUAAUAGAGCCACUUUUAGUUGACGACGAUAUGGGUGAAGAGAGAGGUGAAGGUGAUGGUGCAGAGCAACAAGGAAUAGUGGAAGACGAUGUGGACGAUGAUUUCAUUUUGGAAGAUAUAUCUGAUGAUGCUUCAACAUCCUCAGAACCCGCUUUUAAUGACGACCAGAUGCGGGCUGCAUUCAGGGAGAUGCUAGUUCAGAAUAGACGUGGUGGUGAGAACUUUAUGCAACGUUUAAGAAGCGCUUUCUUUACAAUGGAACAUAAUAGAGAACGCCGACGUGUUGGGUCGGAAAACAAUGAAGAGGAAAUUGAAGAACCGGAACCCGAAAACCCAGUAAGCUUCGACACUAAUCUGCCAGCUGAGCAUUCUUAUUUAGGUGAAAAUAUGGACCGCGUGUCUGGCGUACAUUAUUUGACGGUGGGUCAGCAAUACAACAUGAUGCUUUUUAUGCAUCAACACAUAUUAUUUCCCGGCGAAGUGCUGCCAUUUAUGAUCUCGGGCUCAAUUAUUGAAUCGGAUAUGAAUGUACGAAAUGGUUUCCUUUUCGGAGUUUGCUUCCCAACGCUUUGCAGUGUCGAAGAUGCCGAUGACAACUUUUAUGGUGUAACAUGUCAAAUUUACGAAAAGGGCACAGAUGAGCGUGGCAAUACUUUGAUCAAAUCUCGGGCCCUGCAACGCUUUGUCACUAAAGGCAGUCAAGUAACAGGACCACUUUCCUUCAUAGCCGCCCAUCCGCAACUCAAAGUUUAUGGUAACGUGAGAAUUCUGCCCGAAAUAUAUCUGCGUGAACCACUUAAAUGCAUUGACAUGGGUUCACUCAACCGUUUCCGGGAUAUAGACUCUAUGCGUGAAACUUAUAAACGUUAUCAAGCUGCUACAACUCAUUGGCCUGCCCAUGUUUAUGAAUACUAUAGUAUUACAUCAAUUGUGGAAAAGGCGCGUUCACAAUUGGCGCAGCAUAAAAUCGAAACUAUGCCGACAGAUCCCACACAGUUGUCAUUUUGGCUAGUACGGAACCUGCAUCUCUCUGAUAGUCUCAUGAAGACCAUAUUUCUGACCGAUUCAGUCAAUAUGCGUAUGAAACUUAUAUCGAAUACAUUUACAGAUGAUUCCGUAUUUACUUGCCGUUAUUGUAACAACCGCAUUGCAAAUUGCCAGCAACUUUUCGCUAUGUCCAAGCACGGUGUGCAAACGCAGUAUUGCAAUUCGGCUGGCUAUAUACAUGAAACUAAUACAGUUUAUCAACUAUUACCAGACGCAAUCACCUAUAGCGGCCAGCCAUCUGCAGAAUUCAGCUGGUUUCCUGGCUAUGAAUGGCACAUUAUUGUUUGCAAAAUUUGCUCACGACACAUUGGAUGGAAAUUUAAGGCGCUCGAACCGAAUUUGGUACCAAAAUCAUUCUUUGGCAUAUCUAGCUCCAGUGUACGUGUUAGUUCAUCGGGAUCGCAGGGAAAUACUGGUUCGCGUAUAGCAGUUUUUCAAAGCUUGAUGCGGUUGGUGCGAAGUGAAAUGCAAUGAAUUUGGGGUGUGGUGAAACGUUUUUGUUGCUGUAGUCACUGUUGUUGCACUAGGAUGGUUAAUCGUGCUCAGCUACCACAAGCAAAUGAACUAAAUGUCUUAGAUUUAGUAUAACAUGAUACAGUUAUUACCGGUAAAUACAUGCAAUAUCGGCUUGUAUUUCCGUUGCCAGAACGUUUCACCUUGUAUUGGAAUGUGUGCGUAAGAACAAGAGUAUGUCCAAAUUUUUUCAAUCAGCAACAAAUUUUUUUAUUUCCGCAUUUAAGAAUCUGCUGUUUUGCAUACACAUUCAUGUCUUUGAAAAAAGAACGAUAUGUUAGACAUUAUUAUUAUUUUCACUUCAUUUAAUCUAAGAUUUCUCCGUUACAUAAAUAAUUAUUUUAUUUGCAUCAAUCUAUUUAUAUAUUACAUAAUUAUUCUGAAACAACAUUGAGAAAACGCCAUUUAUGGUUUGAUUAUCUUACCCUAAAAUGUAUACUAAAAAAUUUGUUGAAUUGAUGUGCUAACACAUAAGCAAACUUUUGUUUAUGUGGUACGGAAUUGCAUACACAGAAAAAUAUUAACUCAUAGUCUAUUAUUAAGUAUUUUCGAAAUCGACUAAAAAUUAAUUUAACAAUAACUCAGAAAAGGAUGUUGAAAGUUUCUGU